Beta vulgaris subsp. vulgaris (sugar beet) is the source of this 571-nucleotide messenger RNA. RefSeq lists its product as uncharacterized. The record is from RefSeq and is a predicted model, not a curated record. Lineage: Eukaryota; Viridiplantae; Streptophyta; Magnoliopsida; Caryophyllales; Amaranthaceae. The transcript is spliced from 2 exons. Bases 125 to 571 code for a protein of 148 amino acids.
AGACCCAUGUCUCGGUCCAUCCCUCAGAUUUCGAGCCUGUUCGGAGUCCGGGGUACGAACCGGGGGCCUCUCACCCUUCUCCGCCGAGCGCUCUUUGUCCGAGGCGCCGGUCCCGUUUACCCAAAUGUCCAAGACGGACAAGAAGAAGAGGAUCUCCGACGCACUGGAGAUCCUAUGUACUCAAACUGACCGAGACCACAUCAAUGAGGUCAACCAGAGGAAUGAGUCGAGUGAGCUCUUCCGCUCUUGGAUGGACUUUUCCAUCCGAAUGACUAAAGUGGCGGAAGACCGGCUCGCCCUGGUACAAGAGGUCUCGGACCUGAAGCAGGCGGCUCGGUCGCACUUUGAUGAAGUGUACCAGGCCAAGGAGGCCAAACGAUUGGCCGAGCUGCGCAAGGAAGAGGUGGAGGAGAAGAUCCGGAAGGGCGAGGAGGCCUGGCAGAAGGAGCAGACAGAGUGGAAGGAAGAGAGGGCCAAUCUUUCCUGGCUAAGGAGAAUGCUGAGGCGGCCAAGGUCACGGCCGAAACCAAGCAGGCUCAAGCUGAGAAGGAACUGGCGGAGGUCAACUUAA